This is a messenger RNA of Artibeus jamaicensis (Jamaican fruit-eating bat), 4225 nucleotides long. It is a transcript of the gene CHCHD4, whose product is annotated as coiled-coil-helix-coiled-coil-helix domain containing 4. The transcript has 3 exons. Gene Ontology annotation, molecular function: protein-disulfide reductase activity. The record is from RefSeq and is a predicted model, not a curated record. Bases 172 to 609 code for a protein of 145 amino acids. Lineage: Eukaryota; Metazoa; Chordata; Mammalia; Chiroptera; Phyllostomidae. Gene Ontology annotation, cellular component: mitochondrial intermembrane space. Gene Ontology annotation, biological process: protein import into mitochondrial intermembrane space.
CCCCCGGCUGGAGGUGGGAAGGCGCUGAGGCAGGCGCGCGGCGGACAGGCCUGGAGGGGGCGGGUUCGCGCGGGCCUCGGAGCCUUCCGCCCUGCCAGAGGAGAGGUCACGGCGUGGAGCCGCCGCCGCUGCCCUGCUACCACUGCGAAGUCUGAGCCCUGGGCUGCGGCCAUGUCCUACUGCCGGCAGGAAGGUAGGGGAGGGAAGGAUCGAAUCAUAUUUGUGACCAAAGAAGACCAUGAAACUCCAAGCACUGCCGAGCUGGUGGCCGAUGAUCCCAAUGAUCCUUACGAGGAGCAUGGAUUGAUCCUGCCAAGUGGAGACAUUAACUGGAACUGCCCGUGCCUUGGGGGCAUGGCCAGUGGCCCCUGUGGGGAACAAUUCAAGUCAGCCUUUUCCUGCUUUCACUACAGCACAGAGGAUGUCAAGGGAUCAGACUGUGUAAGCCAGUUCCGGGCCAUGCAGGAAUGCAUGCAGAAGUACCCGGACCUCUAUCCCCAAGACGAGGAAGAGGAGGAAGAGGAGGAAAAGAAGAAGCCAGGAGAACAUUCGGAGGAGACAGCUCCCACCGAGGUCACUGCAACCAAAGAAAAGGAAGGGUCAAGCUAAUGAAGGCCGCGCUGCCCCACCGGGCUCCGGGCCUUGCACCGUAGAGUGAUACGGACCUUUAGCAAAAUGCCUUUCAGUCAUUCUCCAAGAAAGUGUCUUUUUCUCUAUUGUUCUGUGCACUGUAAUACAAAAGUAACUUAUUUUGAUAAUCAGGGGUCUUGGCCUCUUGACAUAUACACUGAAAAAAAAUGGGGUUAUAUGUAUGUGUGUCUCAUGUGAUUUUACCAGUGAAUGUAGCUGCCUCUUUUGAAUUCUCUUCCUCAGAUAACCUCAGAUUUUGCCACUUUGAAAUAAUAUGCUGACUAUUCUCAGCAACCAAAAUCAUUAUCUAGGAGUGUCUCUUAUGAGUGAGCUGAUUUAUUCUGAUUCAUUUUCUUUUUUUUUUUUUUUUUUAGUAGACUUUAUACCUGUUUGGAAAUGAAAUAGAAACAGAAACAUCUUCCUUUAAAAAUGCUGGAAGGGGGCCAUUCCUAACACAAGAAGCCAGGUAAUCAGAUACUUAUUCCUCAGAAACCACCUUUACCUUGGAAUAUGAGGAGGCUGCUGUGCUUCAUUGCUGAUACAUUUUGGUUUCCAUUUUUACAUUGCGCUCCAGGUUUUUCUUUUUAGAAAGUGGAGCUUUAGACCCUCUGAUUCAGUCCCUUUCUAGACAAAGAAGAAGCUGGGUUUUGCUGUUCUUCUUCUUCCAAAGGCCCUGGUUUGGGGCUCUGUGUUCACACUGGCUCUGUCUCAGCCUGUCCAGAUGCAGUGUUCUUGAGAGGCGGGACCUACUUCUUACCAAAGUAGCAGCCAAGGAGGAAAUGUGAAUUAAGUAGUCAAUUAAAAGAAAGACAUGGUUUUUACCUGAUUUUGAAGGUGUCCUUUCUUUUUACUCAUUAAAAAUGUUUUGUGUAAGGAAAUUCGAUCCCAUUUUCUACGUUGUGUGCAUGUCAAGCUGUUUUUUGUGAGCAGGUGCCUUCAGACAGACAUCUUAACCCACGAGGUUAGGCUCUUUGGUUUCCAUUUUUACAUUGCGCUCCAGGUUUUUCUUUUAGAAAGUGGAGCUUUAGACCCUCCACUUUCCAAAAAGAAAACCACGAAGGGAAGGGAAGAAAGCCCUUGCAGUUUAAGUAACUUGCCCAAGGGAACUGCUGGACAGUGCUCAGGCGGUAACGUGGUGAUGCCUCAUUUGUCCCAGGUGAACUGGUUCUCCAUUGCUGUGUAAAAAGUUACCUCCAAACACAGCAGCUCGAGACAGGCGUCUGUUAUCUCACAGUUCCUGUUGGUCAGGAUUCCGGAUCUGGCCUUCCCCGGGCCCUCUGGCUCGGCCUCUUACAUUGUGACCACGAUGCUGGCUGGGGUGGCAGUCCACUCAAGGCUUGACAGGCGUUCCAGAAUCACUCAGGUGGUUUUGGGCAGGAUUCAGUUCCUUGUGGUUUGUUGGAUUGAAGGCCUCAGUUCCUACCUGGCUGUUGAUCAAAGUCCUCCCUCAGUUCCUUGGCACAUGGGCCUCUCCCUAGGUCAGCCCCCAACAUGACCGGUGGCUUCCAUCAGAGAGCAAGAUGGAAGCCGGAGCCUUUUGUAAAUCUCAAAUGACGUUCUCCCGUUUACCAGUCUGUUUGUUAGCAGUGAGUCACAGUCCUCACUUGAUGAGGACUCCAACCAGCAGUGCCCAAGGUGUGGUGGAUGCAGUGAACAAAUUCACAAGGACAACAGAAGUCCUGUGGGGAAAAGGGACAGCAUGGCCACACUCUGAGUGAGAGAGAGGGCCCUGACCCCUGCCUGGACAGGCUUUUACUGCUUUUCUGGGAGUGUUAUUUCAAGGAAGGUCCUCAUUCCUCAUUGUUAGGAAGUAAAGAUCAAACGAUAGAUGACAUUCAAAGAACAAUGGGGGCUUUUUCUGAGUCAGGGUCAGAUAGCUAAAGGGCCAUAAAACUUUGGGGAACGAACUCAAUUCAUGCUUAAACCCUUAUCAUCUACACUGAGGGUAUUAGCAAAGCAGGUUUCACAGGAUUUUAUGCGAUCCUCCUUAGGCCUAAUUGCCCAGGGCACCGCCUGUUCCUGCCCAGAGCUGCACCACCCUCAAGCAUUGUUUCAGGCUUAAGUCAGGCAGAGGAAGUAAGGCAGCCAAGAGAUUAGGAGAGUUCUCCCAGACAGAAUGAGGAUUCAGGCUAUAUCAAAGCCGAGGGGCGAGGGUCCAUCACCCCUUUUCCCCAAGGUCCCCUUCAUGACCAUACCUGUCUGACCAUCCCUCUCGUGAGGAGGAAUCUUACCCGUCCUUGACUAACCAGUCAUCCACCCAGGGCCAGGCAGGGUGAAGUAAAAGGAGAGGCAGCACCCCUACCAGGAAGAUAAGAUUUGUCUCCUUAGUGGCUUACGGUCCCAAGGUCUCUUACUCAGCCUUAGCCAUGGGGGGUUACAGCUUCUGAAACUAGGCAGGGCGGUUCCCAACCCUCACUCAAGAGAAGGGACUCAGCAUGAGAACCAGGAGGCUGCCUGCCACACCAGAAAACGGCGACAGCACAUCAAAGCAGGAAAGCACACUUAGAUGUGAGGAACUGGGGUUCCGUGGUGUGAGGGAGGCAGAGGACUGUGGUGUCUAUAGUCCAAACUCAGUAAAAACCAAGAACCUGGAGCCGCCCGAGUUUGGGAGCUAGGACAGCCCUGUGAAGGUCUCGUGACUUUGUUUAGCUUCUUAAAGGGCCUUGCACACUCAACAAACAUUUCUCAGCUAAAAUUCUGAUCACGACCAAGGUGUUACUAAUUUGGGAACAGGCCGUGGGUCCCGCUCACCCGUGGGCGUAGCACGACGGCGCUGGAUUCUCAAGCCGCUACUACUUUCCUCUGGCAGUGGUCACUCUCACAACAGACUCUCCGGCCGACUUCGCCCAAGUCUGCUUGGUUAGAAGUUUCCAUCACUUUCCUCUUUUCGGUUGAACAACAGCUUGGCGGUAAGAAAGCGCCUCUACAUAAGCAAUGGAGAGUAAGUGAAGGUUAUGCUUUAGAAUCAGGAGAUUAAAUAAUUUUUUUUUUACUUAAAAAUGUUUUAAUUUGUUUCUAUUUUAUUCUUAAGAUUUUAUUUAUUUAUUUUUUUAGAGCGAGGGGAAGGGAGGGAGAAAGAAAGGGAGAGAAACAUCAGUGUGUGGUUGCUUCUUGUACAUCCCCUGCUGGGAACCUGGUCCACAACCUAGGCAUGUGCCCUGACUGGGAAUCGAACCAGUGACCCUUUGGUUCAGAGGCUGGCACGCAAUCUGUUGAGCCAUACCAACCAGGGCUGAUUUAUGUUUUAAUAAUUUUGAAGAUUAUAGUUGACACUAUUAUUUGUUUCAAAUGUACAACACAGCGAUGAAACAUACAACUUUUAGAGUGAUCACCCUGUUAAGACCUGUACCCAUCUAACCCACACAUCAAUAUUACAGUAUUAUUGACUGUAUUCCCUAGGCUGUAUUUUAUGUGCACGUGACUUUUUAUAACUGCCAGUUUGUACAUCUUAAUCCCCUCCCUUUUCCCCCCGAACUCCACUCCCAUCUGGCAACCAUCAAAAUGCUUUCUGUAUCUAUGAAUUUCUUUUUGUUUUGUUUGUUCAUUUAUUUGGGAUUUUAGGUUCCAUGUAUAAGUAAAAUUAUAUGGAAGUUUU